AUGGGCACAAAUCAGCCAAUUUUUCGCGAUUUAAACCCCGACGACCCCGAUCCCGAAGCGACAGUGAUCGAUUCUCUCUGCAUGAACUGUCACGCCUCCGGAAUGACGAGACUAUUGCUGACUAAAAUUCCUUUCUACAAGGAAGUUAUACUGAUGUCUUUUUCUUGCGACGAGUGCGGUUUUCAGAACAACGAAAUUCAAUCGGGGUCUCAAAUCGGGGAGAAAGGUGUGCGAUUUACGCUGAAUGUUAAGGAGCCGAGCGAUUUGAAUAGACAGGUUGUUAGAAGUGAUUAUACCAGCGUUAAGAUACUCGAGGUUGACUUUGAGAUACCUGCAAAGAGUCAAAAAGGGGGGUACAUGACUGUGGAAGGUAUUAUUGAUAGGAGUGUGAAUGGUUUAGAGCAAGAUCAGGUUUUGAGGAGAGUACAGCACCCUGAGGCAGCCCAACAAAUUGACGAUUUUGUGGAAAAAUUAAAAGAUUUAAAAAGUCAAAAUUUCACACUGAUUCUUGAAGAUAUCUCCGGGAAUAGCUUCAUACAAAACCCUAACGCUCCACAAGGGGACCCCAAUUGUACCAUGGUGUACUUUAAUCGUACCACACAGCAAGAUCACGAUGUGGGUAUUUUUACCCAACAAGAGUUGACAGGGAAUAAAGAAUCUAGUAUUUUACACCCCAUUGCUGAAGGAGAGUUCUCCUAUGAAGAUUUUCAGGGGGAAGUAUUGCAAUUCCCCACAAAUUGUUCCAAUUGUGGAUCUCCAUGUGAAACCAACAUGAAAAUGACAGACAUUCCCCAUUUUAAACAAGUGGUCAUUAUGGCCACAUGUUGCGAGGUGUGCGGAAUAAGAACAAAUGAAGUAAAAUCUGGGGGAGGAAUCGAACCCAAAGGGGUGGAAAUCGAAAUUGACGUCAGAACAAGGGACGAUUUUUCUCGGGAUGUUUUAAAAUCUGAAACUUGCGACUUGAAAAUCCCGCAGUUGGAGUUGGAAGUGGGGCCCCACGCUUUGGGGGGGCGAUUUACCACGGUGGAGGGGUUAAUAACGGCGAUGAGGGACCAGUUGUGCGACCCCAAACGUUCGCAGAUGUUUGGAGACUCCUCCGAUGAGAAAUCCAAAAAGAAGUUCGAAGAAUUCUUCAAAAAAUUUGAAGAUGUUUUGGAGGGGCGACUUUCUGUUACUUUAAUACUGAAUGAUCCUGCUGGAAACAGCUACGUUCAAAGUAUGAGAGACGAUGAUAAACCUGAUGAAGGCAUGAGAAUAUCCAGAUUUGAAAGAAAUCACGAGCAAAAUGAAGAAUUGGGGUUAAACGACAUGAAAACAGAAAACUACUCUUGA
This is a messenger RNA of Brassicogethes aeneus, 1332 nucleotides long. Lineage: Eukaryota; Metazoa; Arthropoda; Insecta; Coleoptera; Nitidulidae. The record is from the annotation of a GenBank genome assembly.